CUAUCUUACAGAAAAAAAUGACUAGAUAUAUUACAAAUCCAGAUACUGGCAGAAAAAUUCAUGUUGGAGGAACUCUCUUUUGCAAACUCCUUUAUGAUAGAUAUGAUUUCAUUCAAGGAGAAUUUGUUCAGAGAGCAUGGACUCCUGAUAUAGUAAGAAGAUAUGUUUAUAAUGUAGUAACACAUCGUAGAGUUCUGGUAGAUGGCAGGCAAUAUAAUACCUAUAUCCAAAAUGGAUGGGAAGUAAACAAUCAAAAUCAACUAUUCCCCCCUGACCAUUUAUGGGAAUUACCCCAGGAAAAUGCUAGGCGCGAAAAUCAUAUUCUUCCUACUUAUGAGAAUCUUAUGGCUAUACAUGGAGAAAGACUUGCAAAUCUUAAUAUUACUCUAUGCUGA
This is a messenger RNA of Entrophospora candida, 395 nucleotides long. Lineage: Eukaryota; Fungi; Glomeromycota; Glomeromycetes; Entrophosporales; Entrophosporaceae. The record is from the annotation of a GenBank genome assembly.